AUGGAUGUCAAUCACCCUGAUGCGUGGAAUGCAACAUGUCCAUCAAUCGCCGCGGUUGUUGCGACAAUGAAUCCAGCUGCCAAUCGUUAUGCUGCAAGGGUUCGUCCCCAGGAACACCGAAAGGAGAAGAUUCUGAAUUUUGGGACCAUGUGUUUGGAUCUAAUCAACACCUAUGAUCGGCUUAACAAAACCAAGCCAACAAAAAUUCUUAUAUUUCGUGAUGGGGUAAGUGAAGGCCAAUUUGAAAUGGUUCUUAACGAAGAAUUACUUGAUAUAAAGAGGGCUAUAUGCACCGAAGAUUACCACCCAACAAUCACUCUUGUUACUGCCCAGAAGCGACACCAGACUCGACUGUUUCUUGAGAAUGAGAGGGAUGGGGGUGCAUCUGGUAACGUGCCUCCAGGAACAGUUAUAGAUACAACAAUUUGUCAUCCUUUUCAAUUUGAUUUCUAUCUUUGCAGCUGUUAUGGAACCCUCGGGACAAGCAAGCCGACGCACUACUGUGUCCUCUGGGAUGAGCACAAAUUUACGUCUGACCAAUUACAGAAGCUCACAUAUCACUUGUGCUUCACCUUUGCACGAUGCACCAAGCCUGUCUCGCUUGUCCCUCCAGUUUACUAUGCUGACCUUGUUGCGUUCAGGGGACGUGAAUAUCAAGAGGUGGCAGUGGAGUUGCAGUCUCAUGCUUCAGCCGCAUCUUCAUCCUCUGGUUCACCAUCAUCAUCUUCGACUUCAGCUGCUUCAUUUGAUGAGAGGUUCUACAAACUUCACCCAGACCUCGAGAACGAGAUGUUUUUCAUUUGAGCGGCCAAACAUGGUCGUCUAAAUUUCCUUCACCGUUGAGCUAUUC
This is a messenger RNA of Ilex paraguariensis (yerba mate), 850 nucleotides long. The record is from the annotation of a GenBank genome assembly. Lineage: Eukaryota; Viridiplantae; Streptophyta; Magnoliopsida; Aquifoliales; Aquifoliaceae.